AUGCCUCCUCUCUGGGGCUAUGUGUAUGAUCAAGAGUACGUUGUUGUUUGUACGAAAGUUCCCAUCACCGAAUACACAAUAGAUGACUUACAAGACAGAACUUUAGAAGCUAUUCAAAAAUAUAGCUACAAAACGCAUCUGAUUUGGAGAAGAAAAGAGUCUCAGGAGCUUUUCGAUGAGAUCUUCACCGAUCUCUCCAAUGAGCUUAAACCUUAA
Microthlaspi erraticum is the source of this 216-nucleotide messenger RNA. The record is from the annotation of a GenBank genome assembly. NCBI's taxonomy places the organism in Eukaryota, Viridiplantae, Streptophyta, Magnoliopsida, Brassicales, Brassicaceae.